ACUCGUGAGAGAGUCCCACAAAUGCACAAGGCUCGGAACUUAUCAAAUUCACAUCUAACAAUCCACAAAAUCUGAUGAUCAAAUUUUAUAAUUGCUCUAAUAUCGUAAAUCUCCCAAUACACUCUAGUUUACAAGAUCAUGAUUCAUUUCUAGAAUCUAUAUUCAAUUUACAAAAUGGCUAGCCUUCUAACUCGUUACUUCCCGUGGUUUCCCUGUCCUCGGUUUCCCUUCCUAAAAUGGUGGACAAGGAAAACUAUGAGAUACACUCAGUAAGU
Messenger RNA from Rubroshorea leprosula, 275 nucleotides. Lineage: Eukaryota; Viridiplantae; Streptophyta; Magnoliopsida; Malvales; Dipterocarpaceae. The record is from the annotation of a GenBank genome assembly.